AUGAAGGAGAGAGGCGGGUCGAGGGCGGCGGUGGACGAGCGGUACGCGCAAUGGAAGUCGCUCAUCCCCGUCCUCUACGACUGGUUCGCGAACCACAACCUCGUCUGGCCAUCCCUCUCCUGCCGGUGGGGUCCUCAGUUUGAGCAGGCUACCUAUAAGAAUCGUCAGCGCCUUUACCUAUCAGAGCAGACAGAUGGAAGUGUCCCGAAUACCCUGGUCAUUGCAAACUGUGAAGUUGUGAAGCCACGGGUUGCAGCUGCAGAACACAUAUCACAGUUCAAUGAGGAAGCACGAUCACCUUUUGUAAAGAAGUACAAGACUAUCAUUCACCCUGGAGAGGUUAACCGAAUCAGGGAGCUUCCACAGAACAGUAGGAUCAUUGCAACUCAUACGGACAGUCCAGAUGUGCUUAUUUGGGAUGUUGAGUCCCAGCCAAAUAGACAUGCUGUCCUAGGAGCUACUGAUUCUCGCCCUGAUUUGGAUGUGAACGCCAUGGAUAGUGAUAAUAUCCCUAAUAUCCCUGAUUUGAUUUUAAGAGGGCAUCAGGAAAAUGCUGAGUUUGCUCUUGCCAUGUGUCCAGCAGAACCGUAUGUGCUCUCAGGAGGAAAGGACAAGUCUGUGGUUUGGUGGAGCAUUCAAGAUCACAUAUCUGGACUUGGAGACUCCUCAAAAAGUGAGGCUUCCCCAGGGGCAUCAGGCAGCAAGCAUAGCAAAACUGCAAAUGAAAAGGAUAGUCCUAAAGUUGAUCCUCGAGGUGUAUUCCACGGGCAUGAUAGCACUGUUGAAGAUGUCCAGUUCUGCCCUUCGAGUGCACAGGAGUUCUGCAGCGUUGGUGAUGAUGCUUGUCUUAUUCUCUGGGAUGCCCGGACUGGUACUAGCCCAGCCGUUAAGGUUGAGAAAGCUCAUGGUGGAGAUGUUCAUUGUGUCGAUUGGAAUCUUCAUGAUGUUAACUACAUCUUAACUGGCUCUGCUGAUAACUCUGUCCGAAUGUGGGAUCGGCGAAAUCUGGGUCCUGGAGGUGCUGGUUCUCCAAUUCACAAAUUCGAGGGCCAUAAAGCUGCUGUCCUUUGUGUUCAGUGGUCUCCUGACAAAGCAUCUGUUUUCGGAAGCUCUGCGGAAGAUGGUUUCUUAAAUGUGUGGGACCAUGAGAAGGUGGGAAAGAAGAAAAAUCCUAAUUCACCUGGCGGGCUUUUCUUUCAACACGCAGGUCAUAGGGACAAGAUCGUAGAUUUCCACUGGAACUCUUCAGAUCCUUGGACCAUUGUGAGUGUAUCUGAUGAUGGUGAGAGCACUGGUGGAGGUGGAACUUUGCAGAUAUGGCGUAUGAGUGAUUUGAUCUACCGCCCAGAGGACGAGGUUGUUUCAGAGCUGGAGACCUUCAAGUCUCACUUGGCCAGCUGCACUCCGAGGGCUUGA
Triticum turgidum subsp. durum (durum wheat) is the source of this 1416-nucleotide messenger RNA. NCBI's taxonomy places the organism in Eukaryota, Viridiplantae, Streptophyta, Magnoliopsida, Poales, Poaceae. The record is from the annotation of a GenBank genome assembly.